AUGGCUGCAUCUUAUGUGAUGAGGGUGGAGCGCGCCGCGGAGGGCGGGAAGACGCGCCAGUUGCCCGGUGGCCUCGGCGCGGCGCGCACAGCCAUGAGUCGCGUGGAGCAGUGUCCCGGCGGGCCGCAGCCGCGCCGCCGCGCGCCAGUCGCCAGGAUCCCCACGCGCGCGGAGCUGCCCACCCUCACGCACCUGGCCAAGAGGCCCGCCGUCGACGUGGAGCUGCGCGACGUGGGGUGCCGUGUGCGCGCCGGGGGAGAGCAACGGGUGAUCCUCAAGUCCGUGAACGGCCACUUCCGGAGCGGCGAGCUGACGGCGAUCCUCGGGCCCUCAGGAGCCGGCAAGAGCACCCUCAUGGGCAUCCUGGCGGGUCACAGCCGAUUCAGUGAAUCUAAACGCCUCCCGGCGAGCGAGCGGUCGGGAGUACGUAGUUCCGCCUCCCGGCGCGGCGCGGCGCGGCGGUAG
Molecule: messenger RNA, 465 nt
Organism: Bacillus rossius redtenbacheri
Lineage: Eukaryota; Metazoa; Arthropoda; Insecta; Phasmatodea; Bacillidae
Product: ATP-binding cassette sub-family G member 4-like
Exons: 4
Coding region: 1-465 (154 amino acids)
Biological process (GO): transmembrane transport
Cellular component (GO): membrane
Molecular function (GO): ATP binding; ATP hydrolysis activity; ATPase-coupled transmembrane transporter activity
Source: RefSeq, a predicted model, not a curated record